Spodoptera litura is the source of this 647-nucleotide messenger RNA. RefSeq lists its product as uncharacterized. The record is from RefSeq and is a predicted model, not a curated record. Gene Ontology annotation, molecular function: protein binding. NCBI's taxonomy places the organism in Eukaryota, Metazoa, Arthropoda, Insecta, Lepidoptera, Noctuidae.
UUGAAGUUCAUUCCAAUACUAGAAACGAGACGUGACGUAUACGACUUAGAAAAAUAAUUUAAAAAAUGUUUUUGACCAUGAAGAGCGUAUACCUUCUUGUGUUAGUGAGUUUGUGCCAGGGCCUACCUCUGGACUCAAAGGCCGGACUACUGUCAGCCCCUCAUCUAAUAAGAGUGAAUAUAAUAGACCCACCGGCUAUUGAAAUGACCUGGAAUAAGAUCGAGAGUGCUGACGUGGCAGAUCCUGUUAUCGGUUAUAAGGUUAAAGUAUGGGAAGUGCAGAACAUCACAAACACUCUGUUCGUCGUUGUACACGGAAACGUCGAGGAGAUCGUCAAAACUGAAGAGCAGGGUAUCGACCUACUAUCUGAACUUGAUGGAGCACCUGAUGAGAUCCAGGUCCCAGCUGAUGUGACCACAGCAGUCUACAGGAAAGUGAAGUUGGAUAUCACAUACGAAGUCAGGGUCCAAGCCUACACGAAGCUAGAGGACGGUCCUCUCUCUGAUCCAGUCAGGGUCAAGUUAAGCAAACCUUAAUAAUGAUGAUGAUGAAUUGUUACGUGUCUUGAAUUGUGAGAAUCUGAGUGUUUAUUUGAGUGUAUUUUAGUUUAAUAUUUCCUAGUGGCUAUAAAUUUUAAUUGUUUAAAA